CUUCCAUUCUAUAUUUUCAGGGCUUUCAUAUCUAUAGUUCUGUUAUCGUGAUGUCAACUGUGUAUUAUACAGAUCAUUGACGUUUUGGAAUAGUUGGCUCAACCUGCUGUAUACCAAAAGAAAUAGAAAAAUCCAAAGUUAUUUUUAAGAAAGCAUGCAUGGAGUACCCACAGCCAAAAAGUUCGCUAGCAGUUUUGAUUGGGGCAUACAGAGCGUUAAUUAAACCUAGCUUUUUGUUACUGAAGCAUGCGUGCAUUUUGACACAGAAAAGGAAAGGAUAUAUACCUCUUUCUUCAUAUAGGAGAAGCAAGAACAAUACAUUAUGUUACCUCACAAAGAUUUGGCCAACAGUUGGCUUGUUGCUGCCAUUCUCAUCAUCAAAUGGUCCAGCAUUAUAUUACAGCGCACGACAAGUAGAGCGACGAUGUGACAACCGGCCCGUAUCUGAUUGCAUAUCUUUGCUCGUGACCUUGACAGCUAUGCUGGUUACUCGUAUCCGUUUUAUAAAUAUGCAAUGCAAUCACGGUCCUGCAACCACAAGUUCAGUUAAAUUUCAGUUGAAAUCGUACGUGCUCUCGAAUAAUAAAUCUGCAGUGAAACGUUAUGAAUUUGUCGUACUAUAUAUCCGCUGGCAGGAGAAGACGGGCUACUUCUUCUGCCUGGAGGACCGCGCCCUGCUGUGCCGGCCCUGCGACGUCGCCGUCCACGCCGCCGGCGCCCACGUCGCAUCCCACCGGCGCUUCCUCAUCACCGGCGUCCGCGUCGGCGGCGGCGUCGUCGUGAGCCCAGCCACCAGCAGCGGCAACGGGAGCAGCAGCGCUCCCGACAGCUCCGGCAACCCGACGACCUUGCCCGACAAGGCGCGGCCAUCGUCGUCGGUCAGCGCAGCGGCGGCGACAGAGGGCCUUGGCGGUCAGCAGUGGCCGUGGAGUGAGUUCUUGGCAGACGACGUUGGCGUUGGGAUGGACCAUCCGGACCUGUGCUGCCCUGCCGAGAUCUCCGAACCUGGCUCGUCCAGCCUGACGGGAUGA
Messenger RNA from Panicum virgatum (switchgrass), 1031 nucleotides. RefSeq lists its product as uncharacterized. NCBI's taxonomy places the organism in Eukaryota, Viridiplantae, Streptophyta, Magnoliopsida, Poales, Poaceae. The record is from RefSeq and is a predicted model, not a curated record. Gene Ontology annotation, cellular component: nucleus. The coding region runs from base 159 to 1031 and encodes 290 amino acids. Gene Ontology annotation, biological process: photomorphogenesis; regulation of DNA-templated transcription. The transcript has a single exon. Gene Ontology annotation, molecular function: zinc ion binding.